This is a messenger RNA of Acanthoscelides obtectus, 372 nucleotides long. The record is from the annotation of a GenBank genome assembly. Lineage: Eukaryota; Metazoa; Arthropoda; Insecta; Coleoptera; Chrysomelidae.
AUGGAACAGAUCAGCCAAAUUUUGCCAGAGGACAUUGUCAGUUUAUACAGACUGUGCCUGACGACUACAUACUUCACGUGGAAUAACACAAUAUAUGAACAGACUCAAGGUGGCUACUACAUAAUCGAGCGCAAGACGCUGAAACUCCAGAUCGUUGUACUGAACACGAACCUGAUGAAAAGGAGCGACCAAGACGAAGACGCUGCGAGACAAUGGGAGUGGCUUGAGAGGGUGCUGCAAAAGUUUCAGAGGAACGGCGAAACGGUCCCAUAUUGGAAAAAGCCGACGGAACGGGAUCACUUAAAAUUCAACAGGAGAACUCAGUUCAAACUAUUUAUUUUGGAUGUCACGCCGCUAACGCUGAAACAAUAA